Didymodactylos carnosus is the source of this 288-nucleotide messenger RNA. The record is from the annotation of a GenBank genome assembly. NCBI's taxonomy places the organism in Eukaryota, Metazoa, Rotifera, Eurotatoria, Philodinida, Philodinidae.
AUGUAUUGGCUGCGAUCAACCGUUAGAACUCGUCAUCCAACCUCAAUUAGUGGCUAUAUUUCAGCUAGACGGAGUGAAAUUCGAAUCGAUUGUGGCAAAACUCCGAGGAAAAAACGACAACCAGGUGCAGAUGGAUUUUGUGACGAAUGUCUAUCAUCCGUUCUAGAUAGUAAAGUACAGUUAUCGAUGACGACUCUUACUGCUAGUCAACAUCCCACUAUGAUUUCCACCGACACGAAAGACAAUGAUACCAUCGGCUAUUAUCCUGACACAUGUAAUGUGUCAUGA